Owenia fusiformis is the source of this 925-nucleotide messenger RNA. Lineage: Eukaryota; Metazoa; Annelida; Polychaeta; Sabellida; Oweniidae. The record is from the annotation of a GenBank genome assembly.
UUUUUGACGGUGCAUAUUAUUGAGGCACCAUGAAGGGGAAAACAUCUUUCAACGCAAUAUUGAUGUUAUGCUUUCUACAAGCUUUCGAAUGUGGUAAAAAAGCGGGAUGUUGUGACAAGGGGAGAAUGUCGAAAAGAAGUUCAGGAUUAGUGACGUUUUCAGCAAUUAUGGAUUCCAAGGUUCCUGGUCUCUCCAAUGCGCCAGAAGAUGGACUUACGAGGGUAUGGGGGACUAUUGAUCGGGAUGUGAAAACGGAUGAAGACAUAUUCCAAAAAGGAAGAGAGUUUCUUUCAUAUGUUAAAGAGAGGUACAAUGUCGAUAUGAGCAUACUUACUGACGAAGAGCUAAAAAUGGGUAGGAAUGUAGUCUUUGGGAAUUUGACGUUUAUGGGCUACGUUUUAAACGCUGAUCUUAGAGUCGUAACGGAAACAACACCAAUUCAACGCGUGACCCAUUACAAAAAUGCAAAAUUCAGAUCAGUCGGAUAUGUAAUUGUUGCCACUGAGGAUACAAUUCUCGAGGGUGGUAAGUGGAGUGGAUUAAUGACAAAAAAUUCAGCAAUCUUUGCAGAAACAGGAAUCAUAGACAGCAAAGAAUCAGAGGUUGAUGAAGAGCCUCACAUUCUCUCAGUACGCACCCUGGGUGUUCACCCCGCCAAGUUCUAUCAAGGCAAAUAUGUCAACGUGAAUACAUUGGAAGCGGAAGUAUGGUCUAACAAAUACGGGCAUGGAUUGCAGUACGGCAUUGAUAUGCACCCAGUGUUCGUCCAAACCUUCGUUAAUGUAUUUUUCAAAGACGAUGAAUAAAUAUUCUAUACGGACACAAGUGUAACAUAACACGUUCCAAAUUCAAUCUCCGGUGUUGUCAAUAUAUUGUAUGAUAACAAUGAAUAUACAGGUUGAGCCAAAAAGGCAAUCCAAACAAA